ACACGUUUAUAAAUAAUAAGAAACUAAUUAAUUAAAAUUAAGGCUAAAUUUUAUAACAUCACUGUGGACAUAUAUCAGACUGGCAAUCAGAAAUCUAUUUGAAUCCCAGCAAUUUGGUUGUCAACUCUUCCAUGGAGAAACCCUAAUUUGAGUAGAAACCGUUGAGUCGUACGAGUAAAUAAACUGCUCGUCAUGUAUCGAUGAUUGAGCUUAAAGACCCUUAUAACAAGCUUUGAAAUUCAACCAACUGAAUUUCAAUUAUUCGCUAUUAUCCUCGUUUGCAACUUUUACCUGCUAUUUCCGUGUGUAAACAUCCUACCAAAGAAAUAACAGAGCACCCAACUUACACAUAUAAAGAAGAGCCUGUGUCGCUUCUCGUCAUUUGACGGCCGGAGCAACAACUUCUCGUUAUGUUGGCAUUGAUUUUCCUACCUGCCUUGGCUAUUGCGUCUCAUCAAAAGUUUCAGAGGCCGAUGCAUUGGCUUCCUUAUCCGUCACCAGAUUAUCUCCGGCACCAGGUGAUUCCGUAUGAAGCCAAUCGGUUUCGUGAUGGCAACAUAUUUACACAGCCGACCCAGCCGUUGCCAGAGCUCGGCGGUGAUCCGCAAGGUCGACUAAAUAACAAAUGGAAGCUGAAAAACGCGCUGGAUGUUGGAUACCUGUUUGGCCAAUUCAAACAAUACCAACAAUACCCACAGUACUACAAUCCUCAUCAGAAGACGGUGACGUUAGUCGUCACAACGACAAUCAACGUAACAACAUCGCAGAGUUGCAUCCCGGCGACGCAGUUUGCCAAUUUUGGCUGGUCCAUGUCAAAUGUUUGCACCCAUUCACCAAGAAAGAAACGAGGAGUCCUCCAGGAGUCGUCAGCAGUUGAAGAUCCAAUUUCCAUCGAACCCUCCGAUCCUGAACAAGUGGUGAUGACAACUCUUCCUGGUGACGUGCAGAUGGAACGGAGGAAUCGCCACCUCCUGUACGAUCCCGACUUAUUCAUUUCUUCCUCUAAAGAUGACGUCAUUGUGAUGGACCAAGAUGAGCCAGGCUUAGAAGAGUAUCCGAAAAGGGAGAAACGAUUGUAUUAUUUAGUGGCGACCACAACAGUUGUGACGUUUCUGGUCAACACCUUCACUACCCUAAAGAAAAUUUCACUUGCAUAUGGAUAUAACCUCGUCUGUCGCCCCAGCGAAAUACCCGUUUGCAUGGAGUAAAAGAAUUCGUCGCUGUUCGGGUGAAGAAAUGUAAAUGUAUUAUUGUUAUAAUUCAGUCUGGAUUUUUAAAAAAGUUUAAGUCGGAAUUCGUUUCAUCAAAAGAUUUGAAUGAGCCAAAAAAUGGCGCGAUUUUUAAACAACUUAUAUUUCCCCCUCAAUUUAAACUUGGGGUCGCACUUGUUAUAUGUAUCUUGUUAUUCGGCACAUAAUAAUUCCACUCAUGCA
Daphnia pulex (common water flea) is the source of this 1433-nucleotide messenger RNA. RefSeq lists its product as uncharacterized. The coding region runs from base 411 to 1208 and encodes 265 amino acids. The transcript is spliced from 5 exons. Lineage: Eukaryota; Metazoa; Arthropoda; Branchiopoda; Diplostraca; Daphniidae. The record is from RefSeq and is a predicted model, not a curated record.